AUGUCUCCAGCUCUUCUUUCCAACGGCUCGGUCGAUAUCGUCGAUAUUCGUGACAACGAUGCCACGUUCUCAGCGGCCGCUGCUAUCCAGGACGGCUUGGAUCCACCAAGCGGCAAGCCUCGCUCGUUUCCCACCAUAUUGCUAUACGAUGCUGCUGGGCUACGGCUGUUUGAGGAGAUUACAUACCUAGAUGAAUACUAUCUGACCAACACCGAGAUUGAGGUGCUAGAAAAACACGCAAGGACCAUCGCUGGGAGACUACCGGAUCAGUCACAGUUGGUGGAAUUGGGUAGCGGGAACCUUCGUAAGGUCGAGAUUCUAUUAAGAGAGUUUGAAAGCUUGCGGAAGCGAGUAGAUUACUACGCCCUGGAUCUAUCAUUAGAGGAACUGCAGCGUACAUUUGCCCAAGUCUCGCCUCAAUCAUACCAAUACGUCCGCUUCCACGGUCUGCACGGCACCUACGAUGAUGCCUUGGAGUGGCUAAAGAAUCCGCAGAAUAGGAAGCAGCCCACGUGCGUUCUUUCGCUAGGCUCGUCCAUCGGAAACUUUGGCCGUGAAGAUGCUGCAGGUUUCCUGCGUCAAUACUCCCAGCUCCUCGGGCCAACUGAUUCCAUCAUCAUUGGCCUGGAUGGCUGUAAGAAUAAAGAUAGAGUCUAUCGCGCUUAUAAUGAUUCCCAGGGCAUCACUCGCCGUUUCUAUCUCAAUGGAUUAGUCCAUGCCAAUGAGGUUUUGGGCUACGAUGCAUUUAUGCCCGACCAAUGGGAUAUUGAUUGCUUGUACAACGAGAUCGAUGGGUGUCACCGCGCAUUCUAUGUACCUACGCAAGAUGUGACUAUCAACGGGAUCUCACUUUGUAAGGGAGAGAAAAUCAUCUUUGAGGAAGCGUACAAGUACGACGCUCGUGAGAGAGCAGAACUGUGGCGUAACGCGGGGCUUAUCAAUGUGGCUGCAUUGGGAAAUAGUGAUGACAACUAUCAUCUCAACAUGCUUUCACCUUCCAACGUCACCUUUCCAACUCGCCCACGCGAGUAUGCACCCAAUCCCGUGCCCUCAUGGGAAGAAUGGAGAUCACUCUGGACAGCCUGGGAUAUUGUCUCCAAGACCAUGGUUCCACAAGACGAGCUAAUUUCCAAGCCGAUCAAGCUGAGAAAUGCUUUAAUUUUUUACUUGGGGCAUAUUCCCACCUUUCUUGACAUCCACUUGACCCGUGCAACGCGAGGCAAACCAACAGACCCAAAGUACUAUCCGCAAAUCUUUGAACGCGGAAUCGACCCUGAUGUGGACAACCCUGAGCAGUGCCAUGCCCACAGUGAGAUACCAGAUGACUGGCCUGCCCUGGGUGAAAUUCUGAAUUACCAAGAGCAAGUCCGCAGUCGAGUGCAGUCUCUCCUGAGAAUGGAAGACUUGCCACAAAACCGAUUGCUCGGCGAAGCUUUAUGGAUCGGGUUCGAGCAUGAAGCCAUGCAUUUGGAGACGUUUUUGUAUAUGUUGCUACAAAGUGAUAAGAUCCUUCCUCCGUUGGGAGUUGAGAGACCCGACUUUGAGGGCAUUGCGCGUCAGGCAGAGCUACAGGCAAAGCCGAAUCAGUGGUUCAGCAUUCCGGAACAAACCAUCGCAAUUGGCAUAGAUGAUUCGGACCUCACCAAGAUGCCGGCACAAUCAUUCGCCUGGGACAAUGAGAAACCCAAACGAUUCGUCUCUGUACACGCAUUCGAAGCGCAGGCACGAGCCAUCACAAACAGAGAAUACGCUCGUUACUUGAAAGAGAAUGGCAUUCAUCGUAUUCCCGCAUCCUGGGUGAUUCAGGCAGCGAAUAGCUGGAACAACACGUUCAACGGACUUCAUACCAACGCGGUCUCUAACGGACAUGGCAAUUCCAUGGACAACUAUGCAGUACGCACUGUCUUUGGACCGGUGUCGUUCGCAUGGGCAGCCGACUGGCCGGUUAUAGCGUCAUACGAUGAAUUAUCCGGGUACGCGGCGUGGAAGAAGUGUCGGCUUCCUACUUUUGAGGAGGCGAGGUCUAUUUACAAGCAUGCUGCGACACUGAACGGACAAUCUAAUGAUGUCAAUGGUGUCAAUGGUGUUAGUAAUGGCCACGUGGAAACCCUCGAAAGUGAAAGUCCGACAGAUGGCCCUGUCCGCCAUAACGGUGUUAAAUCCGAGUCGUCUCUGUUUGUGGACCUCACCAACGCCAAUGUCGGAUUCAAGGACUGGCAUCCAGUCCCAGUCACGCCCAACGGCGACAGACUAGCGGGACAGGGCGAGAUGGGCGGCGUGUGGGAAUGGACCAGCUCGUUGUUGAGUGCACAUGACGGAUUUGAGGAGAUGAAGAUUUAUCCUGGAUACACCGCUGAUUUCUUCGAUGGAAAGCAUAAUAUUGUCCUGGGAGGAUCGUGGGCUACGCAUCCUCGUGUUGCGGGACGGACCAGUUUCGUGAACUGGUAUCAGCACAACUACCCAUACGCAUGGGUCGGGGCAAGACUUGUACGAGACAUCUGA
Molecule: messenger RNA, 2502 nt
Organism: Talaromyces marneffei
Lineage: Eukaryota; Fungi; Ascomycota; Eurotiomycetes; Eurotiales; Trichocomaceae
Exons: 7
Coding region: 1-2502 (833 amino acids)
Source: RefSeq, a predicted model, not a curated record